AUGCUGACCUCCUCACUAUGGGGUUGGGUUGCUGCGCGGUAUGGCUUCGACAUCGUGUUGGCCAUCACCUUGACAUCUCUCCUGACUGGUGGGCUUUUGUUUGGUUUUUGCAAAUCCCUGGUCCUUGCCAUGCUAGUCCGUUUCAUGUUCUUCGGUCUGCUGCACGGCUGGGUUGCAAUCAUGGGCCCCUACUGCGCCAGCGUCGCGGGCGACAAGCGCCAGCAGGAUGUCAUUGGCAUAGUCAUCGCAGCAGGAACAGGGAUGCAGCUUGUGGGACCUGCGAUCUCAGGGUGGACCUACGACCUCGUUCCCAGUUUUCCAGCACUUGUUCCAAGCCUACUUGGAGCAUCCCUGGGAUUGGUGUCAGUCUCCUUAUUUUGCUUACUGCGACUUAGGGACAAGAAGGCCAAGGCUCAGGCGGAGGCAGAGCCCUCUCAACAGGCUGAGAAAUCAUCCAAGGAGGAAACCGUGAAUUCCAGGAACUCGAUCAUGCACACGCUCCGCAGGUGUCCUAUCCCACUGAUCGUAUUCAUGCGCUUUAGCCAGGGAUUCGCUCAAUUCGCCAUCUUCGAAGUUGUCCCACUUUGGCUCAUUUCGGACAGAGCUGUGGGAGGCUUGAACAUGUCUGAGAAACAGGUGGGUGUGUUACUUGCUCGCUCUGGAUUGUGGAAUAUCUUCUACUUCUCCUUGGUGUUGCCCAGAUUGUCUGCAAGGCUAGGUGGAAGAUGCACUUCCAGCAUCGUGAGUAUUUUUGGCAUCAUCUUCUCCAUCUUGUUGCCAUUCUGCACCACUGAGCUAACAGCCAACGUGACGCACUUGCUUGCCACGUCUGCCUGCUUAUCGCAAGCUGCCUUGAACAUCGCCUUUACAAACAACUCUGCUGGUCAAGCAGAUCGGGCCAUUGUAAGCGGCGUUGCCGUGACGUUGGACACAGUCGGCAAGGCCCUUGCUCCGAUAGUGACAUCCACAGUCUUCGCGUGGUCCAUCAGUGCUUUCGGGAUGGCAGGUCAUGGACUUGUCUUCUACAUUCAGGCGGCGCUCUCGUUGGUGAACCUCCUUUGCACAGCGCUGCUGCCUUCUUCUGUGGAGAACGACCAGCAGGCUCAUGUUGCUGGCAACUUGGAGUCCAGCGAGGGAACGAUCUACGGUGCGUCAGAGAGCUGCGAAAGCUCGGAGGGCAGUGCUGAGACUGGCAGAUGUUGA
Messenger RNA from Symbiodinium pilosum, 1203 nucleotides. The record is from the annotation of a GenBank genome assembly. Lineage: Eukaryota; Dinophyceae; Suessiales; Symbiodiniaceae.